CGUCAGUCGGCCGGAGCGCGGACCUCACUGCGUGUCGCCUGGGGGUUCGCUCGCUUCCGGGAGCCGCGCCGCUUCCCUGGCGGUGGUUGAGGCGACGGAGAGCGCCAUCCGCGGGCCCUCGCGCCGCCCAGGCCUCGCUGCGCGCGCCCCGUCCGCCCUCGGAGCCGGCCCCGCUCGCCGCCCGCGGACGUGUGUGGCGACGACGGCCCAGCGCCGCGAGCAGCGUUAGCGGCCGCGGCCUCCGGUCCUCCCUCCGCCUCCUCCUCGGCCCCCCUCCGCGGCCCUCCCCCCACUUCCCGAGCUCCGCCGUGUCCCGGCCACGCUCGGUGCAGCUGCAGGAACAAAGGAGGACCCCGCGGCGGCGGCGGCGGCGGCGGAGCCACCACCUCCGCCUGCGGCUCCGACCCGCUCCCCGCCGGCGGCGGCGCCUCCCGGCUCCCGCCUCGCCAUCCCGGAGGCCUCGCCUCGGCCACACCGCGCCGGCGUCGCGCGUGAGCCCGGCUUCUGCUCUUCUGCCCCCGCAGGCAGAAAAAUAUGGCUCAGGAGACAAACCAGACCCCAGGGCCCAUGCUGUGUAGUACAGGAUGUGGCUUUUAUGGGAAUCCUAGGACAAAUGGAAUGUGUUCUGUGUGCUACAAAGAACAUCUUCAGAGACAGCAAAAUAGUGGCAGAAUGAGCCCGAUGGGGACAGCUAGUGGUUCCAACAGUCCUACCUCAGAUUCUGCAUCUGUACAGAGGGCAGACUCUAGUUUAAACAACUGUGAAGGUGCUGCUGGCAGCACAUCUGAAAAAUCAAGAAAUGUGCCUGUGGCUGCCUUGCCUGUAACUCAGCAAAUGACAGAAAUGAGCAUUUCAAGAGAGGACAAAAUAACUACCCCGAAAACAGAGGUGUCAGAGCCAGUUGUCACUCAGCCUAGUCCAUCAGUUUCUCAGCCUAGUACUUCUCAAAGUGAAGAAAAAGCUCCUGAGUUACCCAAACCAAAGAAGAACAGAUGUUUCAUGUGCAGAAAGAAAGUUGGCCUUACAGGGUUUGACUGCCGAUGUGGAAAUUUGUUUUGUGGACUUCACCGUUACUCUGACAAGCACAACUGUCCAUAUGAUUACAAAGCAGAAGCUGCAGCAAAAAUCAGAAAAGAGAAUCCAGUUGUUGUGGCUGAAAAAAUCCAGAGAAUAUAAAUUACUACUUGUGAAGAGACUGAUACUACUUUGUUUUUAUUUUAAUAUAUCGUAGGAAAACAUUAAAGAGCAGAUGCAUGGCCAUUUUCCUUUGAUGUUCUCCAGAGUUUUACUUUACAUUUGUCUGUCUUAAUAAUUGAUAUUUUAGGAUGUUUGGGUGUUUGUUACAGGCAGAAUUGGUUAGAUACAGCCCUACAAAAUGUAUAUGCCCUCCCCUGAAUAAAAUUGGAUGAAAAUCUGCACAAAUCAAAAUACACAGAUAAUAGGGACAAAAUUUAGUUCCCUUGUGCCAAACAAAAUACAUGAAAUCUCUGCAUGUUUGCAGCAUAUCUGCCUUUUGGGAAUGUAAUCAAGGUAUAAUCUUCGGCUAGUGUUAUGUGCCUGUAUUUUUUUUUUUUUUAAGAAAUGGUACACCAGAAAAAGACUGGCAGUCUAUUUCUACCGUAAUUAAAAUUCACCCUGUUAAUUUCUACAAUAUGUUCUUUGGAAGCAGGAAGAAAGCUAUAUAGAAAAUCAUACCCUUUUAUUGUGAAACCAGUAUUUGGUGCCCUAUGUAAGCCUGGUUAAUUGGUCAAGUAAGACAUUCUGAAAAAGGUAAUCAUCAUGGCUAAUAAUCCUAUGAGUAAAAACCAUCAAGCCAGCGGGGUCUUGAGAUAUCUUUGAAGCUUACUGUGCCGGCCUGCACCAGAAGAUGUCUGCAUUACUCAUUGCUAAAAAAUAUGUAGCACAGAACUAACUGUACUAGGAUUAAUUUGUUUAAAAGAAGAAAUUAAAAACUCUACGUUUGGUUUUCACAUAUAGCAGUUCUAUUAAAUAACAUGCAUCUGAAUUUUUAAGUUGCAAAGGUAUCUGAUUUUUCAUGUGCAUCUUUUGUUGAAUGUUUUUGGUUCCAAGAAAGAAUGUUUAAAGCUUUUUUAAAGACUUCAGUUCUUAAUGUAACUGUACCCUUCUGCAUGGAAAAUCAUAACCAACAUGGCUGCAGUAGACUUCUUAGUGGUAUCCAGCACCACUUGCAGAGGGCUGCUUUAUCAUAUUGUACUUGGGUGUAGGACUCUAGUGUUCUUGGGUGUAUUGCAUGGGCUGCAUUAUCUACAGCAUUGUACAAUAACAACUAGAAGAGGCAGUAUACUUCACUGAUGCUUGUCUGGUAAUAUCACUUCUGUGUUAUAAUGGAAGGUUUUUGUGAUGUAUGAAAUUUGUGUUUUUUAUAUAUAAAUGAGUAUAGUUAGAUUAGUGUUGUGGUAAUGCCUGUUUUCAUCUGUAAAUAGUUAAGUAUGUACACAAGGCACUACUGAUUUCUUGCAGUGUUCAGUCCUAGUUUUUACUUUUAUUCUUAAAGCAUUCACCUUUGCUUUCAAUUUUAUGUACCUUAGUUCUGAGUUCGAUCUGCAGAUGUGUACAGAUAGUUCCAUAUUUAUGUAUUGCACAUAAUCAUGCUACUCAGCAUUGAUGCUAUAUUGUAUUAUGUAAAUAAUAAAAGCCAUGUACAGAGGGAAA
This is a messenger RNA of Talpa occidentalis (Iberian mole), 2673 nucleotides long. RefSeq names its product zinc finger AN1-type containing 5 (gene ZFAND5). The coding region runs from base 535 to 1176 and encodes 213 amino acids. The record is from RefSeq and is a predicted model, not a curated record. Gene Ontology annotation, molecular function: zinc ion binding; DNA binding. Lineage: Eukaryota; Metazoa; Chordata; Mammalia; Eulipotyphla; Talpidae. The transcript is spliced from 6 exons.